Messenger RNA from Betta splendens (Siamese fighting fish), 5428 nucleotides. RefSeq names its product O-GlcNAcase (gene oga). Gene Ontology annotation, biological process: glycoprotein metabolic process. Gene Ontology annotation, molecular function: beta-N-acetylglucosaminidase activity. The record is from RefSeq and is a predicted model, not a curated record. The transcript is spliced from 19 exons. The coding region runs from base 384 to 3218 and encodes 944 amino acids. NCBI's taxonomy places the organism in Eukaryota, Metazoa, Chordata, Actinopteri, Anabantiformes, Osphronemidae.
GGAGCAUGCGCACUCGGUGUAAACAGGAAGAAGGGCAGAAAAACUAGGGCAAAGCCUCCAUAAAGAAAAGAUAAUGAUCGGACAAAAGCGUGCGAACGUCUUGUUCUUCUUUAUAUAUUAAGCGACAUCUAUGUUUUUCUAAACGACAAAAUAGCGUUUUUGAAUAUAUCUUGUAGAACUAUUUGCAAAAUUUUCCAGAAUUUUCUGAGAAUCGUGCUCAUUGUAACGGCAACUAACGUCAACGUUGAGCAGACGGCUCGCGUCGCUGUCUUUGUUGUGGGUUCAUUCUUUGAAUAACUUGCUUCCUGAGCGACAUUUCAGACCAACCGCUGCUUUCUGAAUUGUCUGAGUUCGGUGGUUUUUCACUGAGUGGAACCGCUGAAAUGGUUCAGAAAGAGAAGACAUUGGAGACGCCCGCAGUGGACGGUGAGCCGAGCCCCACCACUGUCCCCGGAGAGGCUUGUGCCGAGGCCCCCGGCCCGGUGGAAGAGUCCGGCAUUGGAGUGGAGCCACAGGGACACAGGAAAUUCAUAAGCGGAGUCGUGGAAGGCUUUUAUGGCCGGCCAUGGACAAUGGAACAGAGGAAGGAACUGUUCAGGAGGCAGCAGAAGUGGGGACUGAACACAUACCUUUAUGCGCCAAAAGAUGACUACAAACACAGAAUGUUCUGGAGAGAACUGUACUCUGUGGAGGAAGCAGAGCAACUUAUGACUUUAAUUAGUGCUGCUAAAGAACAUGGUAUAGAGUUUAUCUAUGCCAUUUCUCCUGGACUGGACAUCACCUUCUCCAAUCAGAAAGAGGUUACGGCGCUUAAGAGGAAACUAGAUCAGGUCACCCACUUUGGCUGCAAGUCAUUUGCCUUACUUUUUGACGAUAUUGAUCACAACAUGUGCCCUGCUGACAAAGAAGUGUUCAGCUCAUUUGCACAUGCUCAGGUUUCCAUUACUAAUGAAAUAUACCAAUACCUGGGAGAGCCUGAAACUUUCCUUUUCUGUCCUACAGAGUACUGUGGAACAUUCUGCUACCCAAAUGUAUCACAAUCUCCAUACCUCCACACAGUAGGAGAAAAGCUACUGCCUAACAUUGAUGUGCUAUGGACAGGCCCCAAGGUGGUGUCUAAAGAUAUCACAGUUGAGUCUAUUGAGGAGGUGUCAAAAAUCCUGAAAAGAGCUCCGGUCAUUUGGGAUAAUAUUCACGCCAAUGAUUAUGACCAAAAAAGGCUCUUCUUGGGUCCAUACAAGGGACGCUCCACUGAACUCAUUCCCAGGCUGAAAGGAGUCCUCACUAACCCAAACUGCGAGUUUGAGUCCAACUUUGUAGCGAUCCACACUUUAGCCACCUGGUAUAAGUCUAAUAUGAAUGGUGUGCGUAAGGAUGUGGUCAUGACUGAUGGUGAGGACACCACAGUGUCAAUUCAGAUCAAGUUGGAGAACGAAGGAAGUGAUGAAGAACUGGAGACAGACAUGCUCUACAGCCCACAGCUUGCAUUAAAACUGGCUCUGACGGAAUGGCUUGGGGACUUUUGUGUGCCUCAUCAAUACAACAGCCGACAGGUGCCUCAGAGUGGUGCCAAAAGCGCAACCCAUGACGUCUCAUCGAUUGCUGCUCCCUCUCUCUGCUCCUCAACAACAGUCACAACUGUGUUCCAGCAGCCAAUCAUGUCUCCAGCCAUCCCACCUCUUUGUCUGGAUCCCCUUACACAUCCCUUGGCCAAACAAUCUCCUGAGGUGGAAGAGGUGGAUGAAGAGAAGAAGGAUUUAGAUGAGGAGCCCAUGGAGAUGGUGGUUGAAAAGCAGGAUGAACCAGAGCACGAAGCUGAAGCUGACACACCAGAGAAACAUAUUGGUCCUAUCUUGGUUGAUAAGAUGGCGGAGGAACUACGGCCCAUGGACACAGACAAGGAGAGUCUUGCAGAGUCAAAGUCCCCAGAAGAAUCUCUACAGGAGGAUUCUGGGAGUGAUAUUGCCCCUAUGCAGACAGAUGAUCAGCUGAAACAGGUGCCACAAAUAUUUGAUGUGUUUGUGCCAGGACUCAACGAGAAGCCCCUUUUCACCGCAGAACCCCUCACACUGGAUGACUUGUGCUUGUUGGCAGAGCUCUUCUACCUGCCUUAUGAACACGGACCCAAGGCUAUGCAGAUGCUAAAGGAAUUCAACUGGCUACGAGCCAACAGCAGCGUCGUCAGUGUCAACUGCAAGAGAAAGGAAACUGAAAAGGUAGCAGAAUGGAAAUUGAGGGCAGACAGGUUUGAAGAAAUGUGCUGCUCAGUCAUCCAGAUGUUCACACGACUGUCAAAUACAGCCAACCGCACUAUCCUAUACGACCUCUACCCCUACAUCUGGGACAUCAAGAGCAUCAUUUCUAUGGUCAAGUCUUUUGUUCAGUGGCUAGAUGGAAGAAUCCUCAGUACAAGUUUCUACUGCUAUUGGAUCGACAGUGGCCGAUGGUGUCGUAGUCAGUCCUCAGCACAAUUCCUUAGAGGAGACCAAGAGCCCUGGGCCUUUAGGGGAGGUCUAGCAGGAGAGUUCCAGAGGUUGUUGCCAAUAGAGGCGGCAAACGAUCUUUUCUACCAGCCUCCACCCUCAAUGCCAACCUCCAAAAUAUACACGAUCAGGCCAUACUUUCCCAAGGAUGAGACUGCCAUUUAUAAAAUCUGUAAAGAAAUGUACUGUGAAGGAAUGGAAGAUCUACCGUUAACUGAUGAUGACCCUGAUCUUAUAGGAGACAGGUUGGUAGGAGGUCUCCUUACGCUGAGUUCAGACUAUGGAUUUGUGCUCGAGGAUGAUGAGGGGAUCUGCGGUUAUGCUCUUGGUACUGUGGAUGUCAAGCCCUUCAUUAAAAAAUGCAAAUUGAACUGGAUUCCUUUCAUGCAAGAGAAGUACCACAAACCUGAUUGUGAAAAAGAUCUCACGGAGGCUGAGAAGAUAAUGCUGAGUUUUCACGAAGAGGAGGAGGGUCUUCCAGACUCUUUCCUGUCCAACUUUCCCUCUCUCAUCAAGGUGGACAUCCAUGCCAAGGUCACUGACCCCAGUGUGGCCAAAAGCAUGAUGGGAUGUCUUCUAUCUUCUAUUAAGGCCAAUGGGUCCCAUGGUGCGUUCUGUAAAGUUCGUCAGACUGAUAAGAGAAUGUUGGACUUCUAUGGUAAGCUGGGAUGCUUUGAAGUGGCCAAAAUGGAAGGUUUUCCCAAAGAUGUCAUCAUAAUGGGACGCAGCCUAUGAAGAAAUGUCCCAGACAAUAAAAACACGAGCAAGUUGGCACAGUUUUACCAUGUUUGCUACCUUCGUGAGGGAAACCAUGAUGAUUUUAUACUACAUAACAUCUGGGCUAGACCCAGGCAGACCUAUUUUUAGGAUUUGUGUAGAGAAGCACAACAGACACAUACAAACUCCCGGCGCAGCCCUUAGAUGAUGUGGCUCUGUUGGAUUGAGCAGAUCUGAAGCUCAAAGGCCAAGGGGUGUAGUUAUUUAAUUUGAGCCAUCAUGGAAGAGUGGCACUUCAGCAUUACAUCUGGAGUGCCACUCCUGUACCUCUAAAAGACAGGGAAAGAUUAUUUUAUACGCUCUUUCUGGUUCAAUGGAAACUUCCCACAUGUCCUAAAAGAAAGUGUCUGUAUCUGAAAUGGAGGCAGAAUUGCAAAAUGAGUACGACCAGUGUCUGGGGUAGUGUUUCACUACCCCCACAUCCUGCUUUCCAAAUGUUGGCUUAGAAAUAACAUAGCUGUCAACAGAAGUAGGACACCUCUGUACAGGAUGUGAAGUGUAAUGUGAGAGUUUGCCUUUCAUCAUCACAUCAUGGUAUUUCCAGUUUCUUCACAAUAGUCUUGGAGAAAGAGGCCUUUAUGUUGGGUGUUUCUUACAAAAACAGGAUUUGAAAUACUGGGUCUGCAAACACUAGAGGUGGGAAGGGUAGCUUAAGGAUUUCUAAAACCCCUAAACAGAGGAGCAGUAAUGAACCACAACGUUUGGAAAAUUCCUUUCAAAUAGAACCUUUAUUUAGAAUUGUAUUAACCUAAUUUAUACCUUUUUUUUCUGUUUCAAUAUUACAUUAUUUUUAGCCUGAAAUUCCAGACGUCGUUCAUCGUCUUCUGUGUGAAGGAUUCGAAACACGUCCUUUCAAUAUGCCAAGCGUGGUUUAGUUUAAAAUAUUGGGCCUGAAUAAAAUUCAAAAACCUGAAGCCUAAGUUGACUGACAAGUUUAACACUGUCAGACUUACUAUCCAAGUUCUGUAAAAUACAUUGAUUAAAUGUUACAUUUGUGUAACUCGGUAAAAUGUUAUGUAAAAAAAUUGCUGAUUAUUAGUCUAGAAAAUCUAGAUUUAGAUCAAAAUUUUCUGAUGGCAGCAACAAGUGGGACCAAAAUGCUGCACAUUUGAUGUUCUGUAAUGUUUUUUUGUUUCAGAAAGUAAAGGCUUAAAGAAAACUAAAAACAUAAAAGCAUUAACCUCCCACUGUCAGAAGCUGCUGGGUUUUCCUUAACCACUUUUUGUCAUUUAGGACAAAGUCAACAGGUAAUCUGAAGAACACUUUCAGAUUUGCGGUGCUUAAAGUUAAUUGGUACAUCUGACAUCCCUACCUGCGUUGAUUCAACACUGCACACUCUUGAAUGUCCUCUCUGUUGAGCCUGGGGGCAAGCACUAACAAUCGCCAGGGUUGUAGAAUCCUGUCACCAAAGUGGUACUGGCUCCCACACCGAUGUGGGAAGCAGAAAUCCCUAGGCCUUUUAGUAUCUGUCCAUUGAAUGUUUUCUAAUCUUACGCAUUUCAUAUUUGUUUUUUUGUAAAUUUAUAUAGCUGAAUAAAACGCACUUUGACUGUAGAUAGGUGUGAUCUGUUGGUUACAUGAGGAUCAUCCGUUGCUCUCCUGUAGCUGCCUGCCAUUGUGAUGUUUUGAUACUGAUACUGUGUACAUUCAUAAUGUGCAUGAGGUGUAUUGAUUUGCUGUGGCAGUCUUUAGAAAAACCUACGCUUAUGUUAUGCUGCAUAGAGGAUGAAGCAUGCUACCCACCUCUGUGAGUAUAAUACUGUAGUAUGUAGACAGUUUGUUAACACUGUCAGUUAUGAAGUGUUAUUUUCGAUAUCUUUAUUGAAACUGUGGCCGACAUUCUGUUUUCUUUUCAAAGCAAACAAAAUGCUGCUGCUGUGCCCUGUUGUGUUCAGUCAUUCCACCUGGCUGUCUUUCAGUAAAGUUAGAAACCAAUCUGCUUUUUUUGUCCUCUAAAUCGACAGCAGACAUUUUACACUUGUUUAAAAAAAAGUCUCAUUUCAGCAGGUUGUUGAUGCUCUAACAUUGUCCUCUGCUCAUGGGAACUGAUGAAACAAGUUGUGACUGAAGGAAAGGGCUUGUUUAUUUUGAUUUGGGAGGGAAUCUGAAAGUGUACAAUUUAUAUGUAUGAUGCAUAAGUUGAACAAUUAAUAAACUACAAUAUGUUA